This is a messenger RNA of Chondrus crispus (carragheen), 1113 nucleotides long. RefSeq lists its product as hypothetical. Bases 1 to 1113 code for a protein of 370 amino acids. The record is from RefSeq and is a predicted model, not a curated record. The transcript has a single exon. NCBI's taxonomy places the organism in Eukaryota, Rhodophyta, Florideophyceae, Gigartinales, Gigartinaceae.
AUGCAAUCACAGAAAACAGGCUCGAAAACAACCGAAGGCUGUGAACGCGCGUGCACAGCCUUCGCUCGUUUGCUCAUCAUUAUUCUAGUAAAAAUAGGUAAAAAUAGACGUCGCGCCGUACAAAACACCGCCCGCCCCCGUCAGCACAUGCCCUCCUUCUCCAUCUCGAACUCGCACGCGGGCACGACGCGCACUUCGCCUCCGUCGCCGACGACGACGACGGUGUCGUGGUCUUGCACCAAGCUCUUACGGUGUCCGACGCUAACGACUGCGCAGCCGAUAUCGCGGAGCGCCUGCAUGACGACGCGCUCUCCGUCCCUGUCUAGCCCCGCGGUGCCCUCGUCCACGACGACGACGGCCGCUUCUCGCACGACGGCGCGCGCGGCCGCGAGCCGCUGCAUCUCGCCCGCGGAGAGCGCGCGCUCCCACGCAGAGUCGUCGCCCAGCGCCGCUUGCAGCUCGCCGAGCCCGACCCGCGUCAGCGCCGCCUCCAGCGCGCGGGGGGAUGCGCCCGCGGCCCCGCGACCCGGGUACCAUAGCUGCUCGCGCAGCGACCCGGCCGGCGAGUACGCGUGCUGCGGCAGGAAUAUCAUCCGCGCGCGCGCUGGCCGCACGAUCGUCCCGGUCCCGUGCGACCACAGACCGGCCAGGCACCGCAGCAGGCUCGUCUUGCCGCUCCCGCUGCGCCCCACGAUUAGCACCCGCUCCCCGCCCCGGAUCUCCACGGACAGGUCGUGGAUCAGCCGCCGCGUCCCGCACGGCGUGUACACGGACAGAUUGCGCACGGAGAUCCCGCUCGUCGUCGCGUCCUCGAUCGUGUGGAUCCGCCCCGACCACGCCCCCGCCCCCGCACCGCUGCUUGCCACCCCGUUUCCGUUCCCGCGCGUUGACGCCCUCGCCCCCUCGCUUUCCACUUCCCUUGCCCCUUUCAUUUCGCCUGCGCUCUCGCUAGCGCUUGCGCUUGCGCUUUCGCUUUCGUUUUCCCACAGCUUGAAGUCGUGCGACGAAUUGUCUAGAUUCCCUUCCAGUUUGAUAAUAAACCCAGAGAGACGCUCGAUCGACGCCCCAAGCCAUGAGUAUCUGUACAUGUCACCAACCACAACAAUUCGUUAG